UCACGAGUAUGAAUGACAUUCGGUUUUAGACGUUUCAUAUCUCGGAUGAAUAACAAUGAAAUAAUUAAAAUAGUAGCUCUAAGCGUUGAUUUAGUCAGUCGAAGAUGGCUUACAUGAUCGUUCUAAUCGUUCUCAUCUGCUCGGUUCUUUAUCUAACAAAUUGGUGGCGCAAUCGCUUAAUUCGUCGACAACUAGGCAGCCUUCCAGGGCCACUCAGCUUGCCUUUCCUAGGAUCGAGCUACAUUUUUAUUGGCAAAACCUACUCUCAAAUAUUGGAUGCUUUUCAUCGAAUUUCGUCUACAUAUGGACGCAACGGAAGUCCUGUGCUAUUUUUCCUCGGUACAAAGCCAUUCAUCAUCAUAAAUCACCCUGACCAUGCUCAACGAGUUUUAAAUUCAGCGGGUUGUUUGGACAAACCUUGGAUCUAUCGGUACACUCCACUUGAGGGAAUAUUUUCACUACCAGCGCUGGAAUGGCGAAUCCACAGGAAAGCAAUCCAGCCGAGUUUUAAUUGGAAUAUUUUGAAAAGUUUCCAUCCGAUUUUUAAACGCAAAGUAAACGUACUGGUGAAUAGAAUGAAGGUAAAAGCUUACAACAAAGAAACGUUUGAUGUCUACGGUUACAUAGCAGCAUGUACUUUGGAUAUGGUGUAUGCGACCACCCUCGGUAUAGAGAUGAACAUCCAACAACAAUCAUCUUGCAAAUAUCUAGAAAUAUUAGACGAGUUAUUCGAAUUAGUAACAAAUCGUGUUACGAACGUUUUUCUCCAUCAAAACUGGAUCUAUCGAUGGACGAACUACUAUCGACGAGAGUGCAAAGCACGUAAAAUAUUUCAAUCUCCAGCCCAAAAAGUUCUCCAGUACAGACCAAUCCUUGUGAAGCCAUCCAAUAUACCAGAACCAGACCUCACCAAACCGCAGAUCCUCAUCGACCAACUCUAUCGGGUUGCCACCACAGAUUCUCGCUUUACCAAGCAAACAAUCGAGAAAGAACUGAACACUAUGAUUUUCGGAGGAAACGAAACCACUGCCGUCACGAUGGCCAACGCCUUGCUUCUGAUUGCAAUGCAUCCAGCCGUUCAGCGCAAGCUACUGGUUGAAAUAAGGGAGGUCUUUGGCGACAACUUAGAAGACAUAACCGUCGAAGACCUUCAGCGGUUGGUCUACAUGGAAGCCGUGCUGAAGGAAGUCAUGCGGCUAUGGCCGAUCACAACGAUCCUCGGAAGAACGACCAGUACUGAGGUCCCACUGGGCACCCUUCGGAUACCCACUGGAGUCAACCUGGUUAUUGACGUCUUCAGCAUCCAUCGCAGCAGGAGGUACUGGGGAGAUGACGCGGAUUGUUUUGUUCCGGAGCGGUUUCUCGACCGUGAACCGUAUCCCUAUGCGUUUCUGGGGUUCAGUGCUGGGCCGAGAAAUUGUAUCGGGACGCGAUAUGCAUGGUUGUCUAUGAAGGUGAUGCUGACGAGUAUUUUGUGUCAAUUUGAAUUGUCAACACCAUUGCGAAUGCAAGACAUUCGUUUGAAAGUGGCCAUGACUUUGAAGGUCGAGAACGGGCACAUGAUUGCGGUAAAGGUGAGAUGAAAAUAAAGGAUAGGCUUUUCAUUUGACAGGUUCAGGUAUGCCAUUGCACAAUGGUCCGUGGGCCGU
Aedes albopictus (Asian tiger mosquito) is the source of this 1649-nucleotide messenger RNA. RefSeq names its product cytochrome P450 4C1-like. Gene Ontology annotation, molecular function: monooxygenase activity; iron ion binding; oxidoreductase activity, acting on paired donors, with incorporation or reduction of molecular oxygen. Lineage: Eukaryota; Metazoa; Arthropoda; Insecta; Diptera; Culicidae. The transcript is spliced from 2 exons. The record is from RefSeq and is a predicted model, not a curated record. Bases 105 to 1583 code for a protein of 492 amino acids.